AUGAAUAUUCCUGUAUUUUCUACAAAAUAUUACAAUCAACUCCAGGAUCAAGUGUACGAAUGUUGUGAAAAAACAGCAGCCGAAUCGAUGCAAGAUGCUGCAGAAGAAGAAAAAAAAUUGGCUAUCGCAGAAGGUCGCACCAAAAAUAGCAAACCGGUAAUUGACGUUUACGUCGAUGCUUCUUGGUGUGCUAGAUCGUACGGAUCAAAUUAUAAAGCUGCUUCUGGAACUGCGGCAAUUAUCGGUAGAAGAACCGCAAAAUCACGAAGUUUAAUAGAAAACGUGAAUACCAAUCUUGUCGAAUAUUUCAACAAUGUCAUUGCGAAGUUUAUAGGAGGAAAGCGAAUAAAUUUUGCCUUGAAACGAGGGUACCAAGGGAGGUGUAAUGCUGCAGUCGUAAAAUUUAAUGAAAAGUCAGCCAUAUCGCAUGUGCAAAACACAUUAACAAAUAAAAAUCGACCCGACAUGGGAUUAACUGUAGUUGUGGAAAAGAAAAGGGAAGAUGCUCAGAAAAGAAAAAACAACUCAGAACGUCCAGUUAGAAAGAAAAUCAGGAAAUUGACAGACGCGAAACAAAAACAAAAUGACUAUGGCCCCGCCAGUUUAGAUCCGGAUAUGUCCCAGUCUGAACUAGAAGUAGCUAAAGAACAAUUUCUAAAAAAUUUAGAAACUCUUACUGCUGACAAGGACGCAAUUGAGCGUAAUACAAUAUUACAAAGAGACAGUAGUGAAUGGUUAGAAAUUCGAAAAAAUCUUAUUACUGCCUCUAAUUUCAGCCCUAUUUGCAAAAGGCAAGUAUCAAAAGACACCGCACCGCUGGAAAAUGAGGAACCUCUAACACAAAACAGUCCUGAUUUGUUAUCAGAUGCUAGUCCCCAACACGGAGGGGAGCGUCAUGAGGACUGUGGCUUUGACCCUCUAAGAGGAGACUCACGCUCAGCAUUAAAGAAUAUAUCGGUCGAUGAAAAUGAACCUGGACCUAGUACACGGAGAACUAGAUUUUAUUGA
Parnassius apollo (apollo) is the source of this 1008-nucleotide messenger RNA. The record is from the annotation of a GenBank genome assembly. NCBI's taxonomy places the organism in Eukaryota, Metazoa, Arthropoda, Insecta, Lepidoptera, Papilionidae.